CUACAUACCGGCAAACUUGCAUGCCUAGCUUAAAUAAAACAUCUGAAAAUGGUCUUAUAAGAAAUCUUUCUAUCUAGGGGCCUUUCUCUUUCAGUGGUAAACCUUACCUAAUAUUAGUUGCCUCGACGAAUUGACGUCUCAACAGCUCAUGACCAAUUCAAAAAGAGCUAAAUGAAAAGCUGUAUGCUGUACUUGGGCACCAGAUUAAUUCAAACUGGAUUUGGUUACCUUCAAGCAUGAAGCACCCCCGCCCGCGGCAGCCUGCAUGGGUGCUGUAAAACCAUUCUUGAGAGACUACUAAACAAAUGGCAUGAUCUAGACAUUUUUACAGCACGAAAAUAACAUAGCUUGAGCCUCUCAAACUACUUGAAAGGACUAUUUGUUCUGCACACUUUCAACGUCAUUGAUCCUUUAGAGGAUCAUGAGCAUUGAUCAGCUAUCUAUGGAAAUCCACUAAUGAGUACGUACGUGAUCUACUCAUUAAUUUGUAAAUACCAUAAAGCAAGUUCUAUAUUUAUCCGGGCCCGACCUUCACUUGAUGGCAGGAGAUAGCAUGUCAGUUCAAAGAACCCUAGAGUUGAAUGUGAAGUCACUACUGGAUCUUCCCAAGGUUAAGAACUCAGCCAAAGCUUUUACUGGCCUGCAGACUAGUGUGAACGGGGAAAUUAGAAAUAUAUUGUCCAGUGGACGAUUUCCAGUUUUGAAAGAACUUGAAGCAGUUGAUACAAGUGUCACGAAAUUUUAUCCCAUGAUCCAAGAUGGUGUCGACCCUGUUGAAGCGGAAGCAUUCCAGAAUUCUGUUUCAGAUUUGGGAAGGAGAGCCGAAAAACUUUCACAAGGACCAGAUCUUCUUACAAAUGAAGUGGGUAGCUUUUUCCAGUUAGUUUUAAUUGGGCGUGAUGCUAUGCUUUCUUAUCUAAGAACAAGUGGUACUGAUUCUGAUGGAAGGCUUGAGGGAAACGGAAUAGAGCGAGUUUGAAGUUGAUUAUGUUGGAACUAAACUCAAUCCAAAAUACAGAUGGGUUUGAGUAUGUGGUUUUCCGUUUUCCUAUCUAUCGUAGUGUACCAUGUUGUGUCGCUUAUCAUAUCCAGUAUAGUAUGAGUUGCAAGGAAUGUUGUGUCUCUGUUCUACUGGAAUGCAUCUGUAUAAAUUAUAGCAUAAUGUCCCUACUAAAUGAAAGAAUGUGGUGUUUGCAGAA
This is a messenger RNA of Carya illinoinensis, 1199 nucleotides long. Its product is annotated as protein BPS1, chloroplastic-like. Bases 539 to 979 code for a protein of 146 amino acids. NCBI's taxonomy places the organism in Eukaryota, Viridiplantae, Streptophyta, Magnoliopsida, Fagales, Juglandaceae. The record is from RefSeq and is a predicted model, not a curated record. The transcript is spliced from 2 exons.